AUGUUUAGAUUAUCAAGACCAAUACAACGAAUUUCUUUCAAAUCAACCAGAUUUAAUUUAUUUUCAUUAACUAGUAAACGAUUUAUAGGAGAUGGAACAUUUGGACAACCAACAUGGCCACUGACAUCAUAUAUAAUUAAAAAUUAUACUAAAGAAAGUAAAAAAAUGAUAGGUUGGUUAAUUUCAUUACUGACAAUUUUAUUAAUUUGGCCAAUUUCAAUAGUUCAAGGAUUUGAUUAUUUUGAUAAUGUACCUGAUUUUACUGGAAGUCAAGUACAAUUGAAAAGAAUUGGUUUAGAUAAAUUUCAAACUACUGUUGAAAUUCCACAAAUUUCUGUUAAAUUAGAUAAAGAAGAUGAAGAUGAAGGUGAUGAUGUUCCUGAAGAUGAUGUUUAA
Messenger RNA from Candida tropicalis MYA-3404, 396 nucleotides. RefSeq lists its product as uncharacterized. NCBI's taxonomy places the organism in Eukaryota, Fungi, Ascomycota, Pichiomycetes, Serinales, Debaryomycetaceae. The record is from RefSeq and is a predicted model, not a curated record. Bases 1 to 396 code for a protein of 131 amino acids. The transcript has a single exon.